GUCACGUGACUUUUGGUUGGGAGCCACCAUUUUGGCAGUCAACAUGACCACCGGUGCCAGUGUUUUCUUACCGAGCGAGUAUACUUCUCAUUUUAAUUCAAGUGAAAUUCGGCUUUAUAGUACAAAAUUAGAGAGAUUAAAUAUAAGCGACCCAUAUAAUUCACCCGGUGUGCUUUUCAAGAGCAUAACCUCCUGCUCUGAAGACGAUGUACCCGACUUGCGCUACGCAGACAUCCACAGCUAUCUUGUAAGCUUUCCAUCAGUGUACUCAGGAGACUCCCUCAGAGCGUACAAAAGCUUGGAGGCUUACAAAUGGUGUCAGUCCGGCUUCGUAAACAACAUUCAACUGUGGAGUCUUACAUCCAAAAACUUCGGCAUCAUCACUGCAAGGGUUAAUCACUCCCAAAGGCUUAAUGAAAGUCAACUAAAGCCAUGGGUGGUGGUGAGGAACGACGGUGUUGUGCUGGGAGCCCACUGCAACUGCACAGCGGGACUCGGGGAGAGCUGCUCUCAUGUGUCAGCUGUUCUCUUCAGUCUGUGGGGAAAAAACAACGCAAGGCACGAGGAGAUCAGCUGCACAUCCAAAAAAUGCAAGUGGGCCUCUCCCAGUGAGGAUGCUGCGAAGAAUGUGGAGUACCUGCAGGGCAAGGACAUCAUAUUCAACCAUACUCAACAAAAUAAAAAGGGGAAUUCCACCAAGGGUACCUCUGCGCCCCCAUCUUUCCCACCCCUGACUGCUGCUGAGCAAACACAGUUCUACCAAAAUCUCUCACAGUGCCGGACUCAAGAUGGGAAGUCCUGCAGACCUGCAGUCCUGUCAGUUGUUCGCGGGUACGCCACAUCCUAUGUACCCAAGGCUGUCAAGCUAGAUUUACCUGAACCCCUUACCAGUCUGUAUGACAAGAAGGCAAGAGACCUGAACCUGGCUGAAUUACAAGAGCGUGCAGAAGGAAUAUUUGAGGACUUGACUGUCACUGAAGAACAGGUACAUAACAUAUUCUGUUUACUAAUGACUGAAAUCUAAGAUCUACCAUGUUAUGUGCACGUGUACUGUGUGUGCGCUAUCUUGCAAUGUAAAUGAGAAACUGUUUGGAUUGCCAUGUUUUCAGAGUGAUAUUGUAGAGGAGGAGACCCAAGCACAGUCCAAGUCCAGAAUUUGGUUUGAUCAAAGGAGUGGUAGGGUGACAGGAUCUACCUUCAGAGCAGCAACAAGAACAGACCUCAGAAAGCCAGCCGUGUCUCUCAUAAGACAGAUAUGUGACCCAAAGUCCCAUGUUUUCAGCAGUGAGGCUACCAGGUAUUCAUGGGCAGAGAAUUCCAGCCAAUGUCAACAUGCAGUUGAACAUCCUAACAUACUCCAAAUAGCAUCCCAAAAGUUUCUGCCUUGUUGUAAGGUGUCAGCUGAUGUUCAUCAUCCCAAAAGUAAUGGGCAUAUGCAUUUGAUUACUUAUUGUAUGAAACAUUGUGACAUGUGCAUCAGCAGACACCUUACAAUACAGCUGUAUCAUGUGGGAUGAUAUAUGCCACAUCUUCAGGAAGGUACUGACAAGUCAAGGGUAGUGUGUGUGAGCAUUACAACUGCAUGUUGAAAUCAGCUGGAAUUUCCCUGUAAACUAAAAUAGGGUGUGCAGUGUGUAAUCUCUUCUAUGUAUGUGUUAACUUACUUACGUACAACAUAUGGUGUACAAGAAAAUUAGUGUGAGGUGAAUGAACAGAGAGGGUAAAUGCAGUAAGUACUAGGCUAUUCUUUAAAAAGAAGUGUAAAACCAAGUACAGCAUUAAACAUUUGUAAAGGGCAGGGAGGUAGCAAUGUGGGGUGGCAUUACUAUUGUCCAAAACUCAUAUUUCCAUUGUUUCUUCAGAUGGGGAUGCAAUAAUGAAGAACUGGCCAGAAAAUACUACGAAAUGCAGCAUCGCCUAUCACACACAGACGUCCUGGUGCGACCAGCCGGAUUUAGAAUUUCACCUCUGCACCCAUUUAUCGGGGCCUCACCUGAUGGGUAUGUGUCCUGUAGCUGCUGUGGUACAGGUGUCUUAGAAAUGAAGUGCCCAUUUUCUGCAAAGGAGCUUUCUGUCAAUGAAGCUGUAAAUUCUG
This is a messenger RNA of Eleginops maclovinus (Patagonian blennie), 2095 nucleotides long. RefSeq lists its product as uncharacterized. The transcript is spliced from 2 exons. Bases 44 to 1024 code for a protein of 326 amino acids. Lineage: Eukaryota; Metazoa; Chordata; Actinopteri; Perciformes; Eleginopidae. Gene Ontology annotation, molecular function: zinc ion binding. The record is from RefSeq and is a predicted model, not a curated record.